AUGCAAUUCGCCAGUGAUGUGGAGCGGAAAGUAUUCGACAAGCUAGUCAAAAACCUGCCUACAUUGAUUGAACAAAAGUGCCAUGGCCACGAUGAGCUGUACGGUUAUAAGCUUUUGCCAGGAGAGUAUUACCAAGAGACAAUUGCGCACGCUCUGGUGUACAAAUUUUGUAAAGCGUACAAAUUUGACUACGAGGCUUCAGCUUCAGCGCUAUGCAGCACCCUGAACUGGAGAAGAGAAUUCGACCCAUUGAGUGCUGCUUUCAGCGAGCGUCAUGACGAAACGCUAACAAAAGUAGGUGUGCUCACCAAAUACCCGGAGGAAGAGGCCAAUAAGAAAGUUGUCACUUGGAAUCUGUAUGGCGAUUUGGCCAAACAAACGCAUGUUUUCAAGGACAUCAACAAGUUUCUACGGUACCGGAUUGGGCUGAUGGAACGUUCCAUUGGCUUGCUGGAUUUCAGUGACGAAACAAACAAUUUUGUGGCACAGGUUCAUGACUACGAUGGCGUCUCUAUGUGGAAGAUGGAUCCUCAGAUUAAGAAAUGUACGAAACAAGUGAUCGCCGUUUUCCAAGAGCACUAUCCGGAGUUGCUGUCUGCCAAAUUUUUCAUCAACGUGCCCAGUCUGUUGACUUGGGUUUAUGAUGUGGUUAAGAAGUUUGUUAGCGAGGAUACUAGAAAGAAAUUCGUGGUGCUGAACGAUGGUACCAAGUUGGGACAGUAUCUUCCAUCUGCUCCAUCCAGUCUUUAUGGAGGUAAAUCCAAAGAAACACUACAGGCUCAAAACGUCACAGACGUGAGACCCACCGACUAUACGCUUCAUCUUUUCCAACAAAAGGUAUCUGCGGAUGUCGAGUGA
Lachancea sp. 'fantastica' is the source of this 858-nucleotide messenger RNA. The record is from the annotation of a GenBank genome assembly. NCBI's taxonomy places the organism in Eukaryota, Fungi, Ascomycota, Saccharomycetes, Saccharomycetales, Saccharomycetaceae.